This is a messenger RNA of Phyllostomus hastatus (greater spear-nosed bat), 2737 nucleotides long. It is a transcript of the gene KLHL30, whose product is annotated as kelch like family member 30. The coding region runs from base 226 to 1971 and encodes 581 amino acids. Gene Ontology annotation, molecular function: protein binding. Lineage: Eukaryota; Metazoa; Chordata; Mammalia; Chiroptera; Phyllostomidae. The transcript has 9 exons. The record is from RefSeq and is a predicted model, not a curated record.
GCCACCCCCACGCGGCCGCCCCGCCCUGCAGGCCCCCGGUGCCCCCGCAGCCAGCUGGCCAGCCCCGCUCUCCGGCCGGAGUCUUCAGCACGGGGUGCAGCGUCCUGCUGAGAGCCCCGAGGUGGACCUGCUGAAUCAGACGGCGUGGACACUGAGUCACCAGCGCUGCCUCCAGGAAGCUCCCGAGCUUCUCCCUGGGGGGCUGGCCGCACCGGCACCGCAGCCAUGGUCCGCAACGUGGACGACCUGGAGUUCCACCUGCCCUCGCACGCCCAGGACAUGCUGGACGGGCUGCAGAGGCUGCGCGCGCAGCCCAAGCUGGCCGACGUCACGCUGCUGGUGGGCGGCCGGGAGCUGCCCUGCCACCGCGGCCUGCUGGCACUCAGCAGCCCCUACUUCCACGCCAUGUUCGCGGGCGACUUCGCCGAGAGCUUCUCGGCGCGCGUGGAGCUGUGGGACGUGGAGGCCGCCGUGGUGGGGCAGCUGGUGGACUUCGUGUACACGGGCCGGCUGACCAUCACGCAGGCCAACGUGGAGGCGCUGGCCCGCACGGCCGCGCGCCUGCACUUCCCGGCCGUGCAGAAGGCCUGCGGCCACUACCUGCAGCAGCAGCUGGACGCCACCAACUGCCUGGGCAUCUGCGAGUUCGGGGAGCAGCAGGGGCUGCUGGGCGUGGCCGCCAAGGCCUGGGCCUUCCUGCGGGAGAACUUCGAGGCCGUGGCCCGGGAGGACGAGUUCCUGCAGCUGCCCCGGGACCGGCUGGCCGCCUGUCUGGCCGGCGACCUGCUGCAGGUGCGGCCGGAGCAGAGCCGGCUGGAGGCCCUGCUGCGCUGGGUGCGCCACGACCCGCCGGCCCGGGCGGCCCACCUGCCCGAGCUGCUGGGCCUGGUGCGCCUGGAGGCCGUGUCCGGGCCCUACGUGCGGCAGCUGCUGACCACGGAGCCGCUGAUCCUGGAGUCCGAGGCCUGCCGGGCGGCCCUGUCCCGGGGCCAUGAGGCGGCGCCGCCGGCCCUGCCGCGGCAGCUGGAAGAGGUCCUGGUGGUGGUGGGCGGGCGGGCCCUGGAGGAAGAGGAGGAGGAGGAGGACGCCGAGGAGCGGGCCCCCCACCACGGGAACUUCGCUUUCUACAACACCAAGGCCAAGACCUGGAUGGCGCUGCCCCACUUCCCCGACUUCAACAAGUGGGGCUUCUCCCUGGCCGCGCUGAACAGCUGUGUCUACGUCACAGGUGGCUCGCGGGGCACCAAGACGGACACCUGGUCGACCACCCAGGCCUGGUGCUUCCCGCUGGCGGAGGCGGUCUGGAGGCCCGUGGCGCCCAUGCUCAAGGCCCGCACGAACCACGCCAGCGCGGCGCUCAACGGGGAGAUCUACGUCGUGGGUGGCACCACGCAGGACGUGGUGGAGGUGGAGAGCUACGACCCCUACACCGACACCUGGGCGCCCGUCAGCCCCGCCCUCAAGUACGUCAGCAACUUCUCGGCCGCCGGCUGCCAGGGCCGCCUCUACCUGGUGGGCUCCAGCGCCUGCAAGUACAACGCGCUGGCCCUGCAGUGCUACAACCCCGUCACAGAAGCGUGGAGCGUGAUCGCCUCGCCCUUCCUCCCCAAGUACUUGUCCUCGCCGCGCUGCGCCGCCCUGCAGGGGGCGCUCUACCUGGUCGGCGACAACACCAAGAAGGUCUACGUGUACGACCCCGGGGCCAACCUGUGGCAGAAGGUGCAGCCCCUGCACAGCCUGCACGAGAACGGCGCCCUGGUGCCGCUGGGUGAGGCGCUGUACGUGACCGGGGGCCGCUGGCAGGGCAUGGACGGCGACUACCACGUGGAGAUGGAGGCCUACGACCCCGGGCGCGACGCCUGGACCCGCCACGGCGCCCUGCCCCGCCUCUGGCUCUACCACGGGGCCUCCAGUGUCUUCCUGGACGUCUCCAGGUGGGGCCAGCCCUUCGGCCCUGCCCUGGGGCACUGAGCCCCCCGAGGCGCCGGGGACACGGCGGACGCCGACCUCCGAGGUGGGGGGCCCCCCCCCCCGUGCAUGUCUGCUUGUUUGUGCUCCUGGCCGGGGCUGGGCUCGGGCCACCGGGCACGUCAGAGUGACCUGGUUUUCGUCUCCCCGGCCACCACACCAGCUCUGAGUGGACGGGCGGCAGGGCCUGGACUCGGGACCCCAAAGCGCUGCUUCUGGGGACAAAGGGGGCUGCCGCCCAGCUUUUCCGAGCCCCGCCCCCAGGAGGGCAGCACCCAGCCGAGGCAGUGGGAGACAGGGCCCCUCUGCCCGCACAGGGGCUGGGGGGCUGGGGGGUUGCGGGGGUGGUCAGUGAAGGCUUCCCAGGGCAGACGAACACGGCGGCCCUUCCAGCCAGGGUUUUCCGUCUCUCGGGCUGGCUCGCUCCCGACAAAGCCGUGAGUCAGAACAGAAGCCCCCGGGGAGGCCCGGGCAGCAUGCUGCCGGGAUUUCCUGGGAGGCCCCUCGGGCACGUCGGUGGCUUCCUGCCCGGCAGCCCCCUGGGCGAGGGCAGCGGUGAGCCCUACCUCCGGCCAGCAGAGCACGCCUCCGGGGACACGGGCCAGCCGCUGAGCCCUGGGGCCGACGGCCUCACGCAGGCUGGCUCAGGCUUCCCGCUGCUCCUGACUCACCCCGAGUGAGGGGUGUCUGUGUCUGUCACCGAGGACACGCUGAAGGACUCUCACCGGGUGCUGAGUGGCCCUCCGGCUUUGUCACAGGCUCUGUCAGG